Messenger RNA from Neltuma alba, 585 nucleotides. Its product is annotated as RING-H2 finger protein ATL70-like. The record is from RefSeq and is a predicted model, not a curated record. The coding region runs from base 1 to 519 and encodes 172 amino acids. Lineage: Eukaryota; Viridiplantae; Streptophyta; Magnoliopsida; Fabales; Fabaceae. The transcript has a single exon.
AUGAGCAGCAACACAUCGGAGCCUGAUGAUGGCUCCUCGGCAGACUUAAACGGAUAUGCCUAUUACUCCUUCGGACUAUCCGUCGCAGUUGUUCUUCUCUUCGCCUUAAUCACUUUCCUCUUGUACUUGUACGCCCGCAGAAACGCCACCAUCAACACAUCUCAACUAUCACCAGAUUUCACCCCCAGCUUUCGCUUACAGACCGUCGGAGAUUCGAACCGUCUGCAAGUAGGUGUGGAUGAAGCCACCCUGAAGAGUUAUCCGGUGAUGUUAUACUCCGAAGCGAAGCGCCAUCGGAAGUGUGAUUUGGCGGCCACUUGCUCGAUAUGUUUGGGGGAUUACAAUGAAAGUGAGUGGCUGAGGGAGUUGCCGGAUUGUGGUCACUUGUUUCACCGGAAGUGUAUCGAUAUGUGGCUGAGGAUGAGCCCUUCGUGUCCGCUGUGCCGGACCUCGCCGCUUCCGACGCCGGUUUCAACUCCGCUGGCCGAAGUUGCUGCCUUGGCAAGAUCAGGGGCUUGAGUUUAUUGGAAGGUGUUGUUAAGUUACUUCAAUUAAUAUUGAUUUGUCUUUUUCGCAGUAUUGCGU